AUGCCCACCAAUGUCAGGUCUGCCAAUAUCAACUCUGGCGACCAUGGACCUGAUAUUUUGAACACUGCCCACCCAACUGAGACGGCAUUCACAGAGAAGAGCUCUGUCAACGUGGAUCAAGAAAAGACGAAGAAUGAAGACACAGACUACGAAAAGCAAGUCCAACCCGACUUGACCAACCCUGCCCCAGAGCAAGAACCCACCCAAGAUGAAGUCUACCGAACAGCAUCUACAGUGGCCCCAUCUCACAGGUCAGCCCGAAGAGACCCUGUUAGUCGAGUCACAACCGAUGCAGAGGGCAACACCUACCCCGAGGGGGGUCUCCAAGCAUGGCUGGUUGUGCUUGGUAGCUUCCUUGGCCUGUUUGGAUCCCUCGGGCUGGUCAACACCAUAGGCACAUUCCAGGCCUAUAUCCAAACCCACCAGCUGAAAGAAUACAGCGCCGGAAGUAUUGGAUGGAUCUUUGGAAUGUUCGCCUUCCUCACCUUCUUCUGCGGAGUGCAAGUCGGUCCCAUUUUCGACGCACGUGGCCCACGCCUCCUCGUAUUCGCAGGCUCCGUCUUUGAAAUGGCCAUGAUCAUUCUUGUUGGUUUCUGCACUGAAUAUUGGCACUUCAUGCUGGUCAUUGGUGUCCUGGGUGGAGUCGGAGCGUCUCUCAUUUUCACCCCGGCCAUCUCGGCGAUCGGCCAUUUCUUCUACGAGAAACGUGGAGUCGCAACUGGAAUGGCUGCCACCGGUGGUUCUAUCGGAGGUAUUGCUUUUCCUUUGAUUCUGGAAAGCCUCUUUCCCAAGAUUGGCUGGGCAUGGGCGACCCGAGUUGUUGCAUUGAUCUGCUUGAUUGUACUGGGACUCGCAAACCUUCUCAUCAGGUCUCGACUGCCCCAGAAGCCAUUUUCCAAGGAGAACAUUCUCCCGGAUUUCCGCAUCUUUCGCGAUUCUCGAUUCGCAUUUACAACUGCCAGUGUCUUCUUCAUCGAGUGGGGUCUCUUCGUGCCGAUUAGUUAUAUUUCAUCGUACGCCCUCGACCACGGUUUCUCAAGCCAUUUCUCCUACCAAAUUAUCGCAAUCCUGAACGCCGGUUCAUUCUUUGGUCGGUGGCUCCCAGGUUUCUUUGCGGAUUUCCUGGGUCGCUUCAACACUCUCAUUGCAACCGUAGCGCUCUGCUUACUCUGCAAUGCCUGUCUGUGGCUUCCCGCCGGGAGCAGUCUACCCCUACUGAUUGUAUACUCUGCGCUUUUCGGUUUCUCCAGUGGAAGCAACAUCAGCUUGACGCCAGUCUGUGUCGGUCAACUCUGCAAGACUGAAAACUACGGCCGGUAUUACGCAACUGCCUACACCAUCGUGAGCUUCGGUACUCUCACCGGAAUUCCCAUCGCUGGUGAAAUCUUGUCACGCUGCAAUGGAUCAUACUGGGGUCUGAUUACAUUCACUAUUGUCUGCUAUGCUGCUGGCCUGGCAUGUUGCACCGCCGUAAAGGUUAUUCAGGUUGGCUGGCGUCACCCCCUCGCGAUCUACUAA
Penicillium arizonense is the source of this 1518-nucleotide messenger RNA. RefSeq names its product MCT family MFS transporter. Bases 1 to 1518 code for a protein of 505 amino acids. Gene Ontology annotation, molecular function: transmembrane transporter activity. Gene Ontology annotation, biological process: transmembrane transport. Gene Ontology annotation, cellular component: fungal-type vacuole membrane. The record is from RefSeq and is a predicted model, not a curated record. The transcript has 2 exons. Lineage: Eukaryota; Fungi; Ascomycota; Eurotiomycetes; Eurotiales; Aspergillaceae.